Messenger RNA from Dipodomys ordii (Ord's kangaroo rat), 612 nucleotides. RefSeq names its product HLA class II histocompatibility antigen, DRB1-11 beta chain-like. NCBI's taxonomy places the organism in Eukaryota, Metazoa, Chordata, Mammalia, Rodentia, Heteromyidae. Gene Ontology annotation, biological process: antigen processing and presentation of exogenous peptide antigen via MHC class II; peptide antigen assembly with MHC class II protein complex; immunoglobulin production involved in immunoglobulin-mediated immune response. The transcript has a single exon. Gene Ontology annotation, molecular function: MHC class II protein complex binding. The record is from RefSeq and is a predicted model, not a curated record. Bases 1 to 612 code for a protein of 203 amino acids. Gene Ontology annotation, cellular component: late endosome membrane; lysosomal membrane; MHC class II protein complex.
AUGGGUGGAAAUUUCUCGGGUCUGCAGCCUGCUCUGUUCUUGGUGGAGGUGGCUAUGUCAGGUGUCAGUGUGCGGGACCUGCCCGACCCAUGCCUGCCCCGCGUCCCGCACCUCCUCUCCUGCCCUCCCCGCACACAGGUGGCUCUGGGAUGCAAUGGGAUGUCCUGGGGGUCACUGGGGGUCACUGUCGCCUCCGUCUUGUGUCCAGUCGUCUCUGGGUCCUGGAGGGAGCUGAUCCUUCAGAGCCUGGGGUCAGAGGUCAUCGCGGCCCUGGCAGUAACCGCUCCUGUCCCCGCAGCGCGGUUCCUGGAACAAGCAACCAGCGAGUGUCACUUCCUCAACGGGACGCAGGGGGUGCGCUACUUGCGGAGAUACUUCUAUAACCGGGAGGAGCUCGUGCGCUUCGACAGCGAGGUCGGGGGGUUCCAAGCCCUGAACGAGCUGGGGCGGCCCGACGCCGAGUACUGGAACAGCCAGCAGGAGGUCCUGGAGGACAGGCGGGCAAGGGUGGACACCUACUGCAGACACAACUACGGGGUCGGGUACGGCUUCACGGUGCAGCGCCGAGGUGAGCGGGGCGGCGCCGGGAGGGCGGAGACGCGGGGCGCGUGA